Sphenostylis stenocarpa is the source of this 1182-nucleotide messenger RNA. Lineage: Eukaryota; Viridiplantae; Streptophyta; Magnoliopsida; Fabales; Fabaceae. The record is from the annotation of a GenBank genome assembly.
AUGUCGGACGACGAAAGGGAGGAGAAGGAGUUGGAUCUCUCUUCUGCUGAAGUGGUCACCAAAUAUAAGACCGCUGCUGAGAUCGUUAACAAGGCCUUGAAGCUCGUUAUUUCAGAAUGCAAACCGAAGGCCAAGGUUGUGGACAUUUGUGAGAAAGGGGAUUCAUACAUUAGAGAGCAAACUGGAAACGUGUACAAGAAUGUGAAGAGGAAGAUUGAGAGAGGCGUUGCUUUUCCGACAUGUUUAUCAGUAAAUAACGUGGUCUGCCAUUUCUCUCCACUAGCCAGUGAUGAGUCAGUGUUGGAAGAAGGUGAUAUAUUGAAAAUUGAUAUGGCUUGUCAUAUAGACGGUUUUAUUGCUGCUGUGGCUCAUACCCAUGUACUUCAGGAAGGUCCUGUCUCAGGAAGGGCAGGGGAUGUCAUCGCUGCUGCUAAUACUGCGGCAGAGGUGGCCUUGAGGCUUGUUAGACCGGGAAAGAAGAACAAGGAUGUAACUGAAGCAAUUCAAAAGGUUGCUGCUGCGUAUGACUGUAAAAUUGUUGAAGGUGUUCUUAGUCACCAAAUGAAGCAGUUUGUUAUUGAUGGGAAUAAAGUUGUGCUUAGUUUGUCUAAUCCGGACACAAGGGUUGACGAAGUAGAGUUUGAGGAGAAUGAAGUUUAUGCUAUUGAUAUUGUAGCAAGCACGGGGGAUGGAAAGCCAAAGUUGUUGGACGAGAAGCAGACAACCAUUUAUAAGAGGGCUGUUGACAAGAGUUAUCAUCUGAAGAUGAAAGCUUCUAGGUUUAUUUUUAGUGAAAUAAGCCAAAAAUUUCCAAUCAUGCCAUUCUCUGCUAGGGCUUUGGAAGAGAAAAGAGCACGUCUAGGCUUAGUGGAAUGUGUCAACCACGAGCUCUUGCAGCCAUAUCCUGUUCUACAUGAAAAGCCUGGUGACUAUGUUGCACACAUCAAAUUCACGGUCUUGUUAAUGCCCAAUGGGUCCGAUCGGGUCACGUCUCAUCCACUCCAAGAAUUGCAGGCAACAAAAACAAUUGAUGAUCCUGAAAUUAAGGCCUGGCUAGCCUUGGGCACAAAAACAAAGAAGAAAGGUGGUGGAAAGAAGAAAAAAGGUAAGAAAGGGGACAAGGUAGAUGAGUCAGCUGAAGCUGAGCCUAUGGAAUCAACAAACGGGGCCACUCAAGAUUGA